Molecule: messenger RNA, 855 nt
Organism: Leishmania braziliensis MHOM/BR/75/M2904
Lineage: Eukaryota; Euglenozoa; Kinetoplastea; Trypanosomatida; Trypanosomatidae
Exons: 1
Coding region: 1-855 (284 amino acids)
Source: RefSeq, a predicted model, not a curated record
AUGUCUGUGCCGCUAAAUUGCUCGACAGUGGGCUUGGGUCGGUGGGCCACAGUAGCGGCGGUGAGGCCUUUGUCGUCCGUCGGCGCCACCACCACCCAGCGCAGCGCUUCCUUAGCACCAUUCGCGGCGGCGCUGGACGUGAAGAAGCGCUUUGCGUCGACGGCGACGGACAGGGCAAAUGCACACGGGUCCUGCAACAGCAGCGAGUCCGGCUUCUUCCGUGCCUAUCGCAGGUUCCGGCGGGAGCGCCGUGCUGACCACGACCGGCAGUACACGACGCUGUCGAUGUACCUAGAGCGGCUGCCGCCAGGUUUUCGUGGGCUUCUUCUGUGGUCGCCGCUACUCGCACUUUUGCACUUUACGUGCCGGCAGGCGAGAAUCUACUAUCUCGAAGAGGAGGAGCCAUGGUACUACGUGGCACUCCCACGGCGGUGGCGUUACCGGGUCGGCGGGGAAGGCAGCGGUGCGACGGUGCAUGUCUCGUCGCUGUUACGGCGGGCACCGCCCUCCACGACAUACUCCCUGCCAAACGCAAGCCAAGGAACUGAGAGUCAGGGGAGUAGAUCGACGGUGACCACCACCACGACGUAUGCGUUUCGCGCUACUGACGUGCAGGACGCCGCCGCUGCUGCUGCUGCUGUGGCGGGUGUCCCUCUCGCCGGCUCACCCCCGGUCGCCUCCUUUCAUGAAGUCUGCGUCCGUCGUGUUCACACGGAUGAGGGCGCGCCGCCUGCAGCGACGGCGCCGGCUCCGCCACCGGAGGAGACGCACCGCUACGGUGUGUGGGGUGCCCCGCUGGUUGUGAUUCGUGAUCCGGCCACGCAGCGUGUGAUAGGUUACACGACGGCGGGAUAG